AUGAAUGUAAAGCAACUGUCUACGUUCAGUCUGUACGAUUUUCUCUGCCCAUACCUCCUUCUACAAAGACCGCUUCUUGCUUUUACCAUUCAUAGCACUCUGGAUCAGUGUAAUCCCCGUUUCGGACUUUCAAAAUCCCUAAUUUUUCUCUUGCUUCAUCUUCUCCAUCGUCUUGAGGAGAUGUCGAAGGCAUCGUCGUCAUCACAACACACUGAGAAAUUUCUCAUUGAAGAGAGAGAAAGCGUCAUGGUUUCUGAAAAAGGCCACAGCUUGAGAAAAACCCAUUUCUUGAAACCCUUCGUUGCCUCCGACAAUGGCUGCUCUGGUGUAGCCGAGCUUCCCCGUGAACGUCUCUCUGUUUCUUCUUCGGAAUUAGUAAAGCGCUUGCCUUCGCGGGAUUCCUUCUCUGGAGCGACAUUUCGUAUCUUGGCUCGGAAAAUGGAAGCUUUGCACGAACCCAUUUGGAAAAAAGCUGGGAUCUUUGAAGCAAUCAAGGCUUCUACAUACACUAUCACCAAAAACCUGACUCUGAUUUGCUCUGUUGCUGAGAAAUGGUGUCCCGGAACCAAAUCAUUCGUCUUCCCUUGGGGUGAAGCAACGAUAACUUUGGAGGAUGUGAUGGUGCUUCUAGGGUUCUCUGUUUUGGGCUCUCCUGUUUUUGCUCCUCUAGAAACCUCGGAGACGAGAGAUUCGGCGGAGAAACUUGAGAAAGUGAGGCUUAUGCAUUAUAGAACAGCUAAAGGGUGUGUGACUCAGACUCCAUGGAUGUCGAGCUUCUUCGGUAGAGGUGGUCAUAGGGAGCAUGAAGCUUUUCUGGUCAUGUGGCUUUCGUUAUAUGUUUUUCCAGCCAAGUCUCGUCGUUCUAUUUCCAGACAUGUUAUCCCAAUGGCAGUUCGUUUAGCUAGAGGUGAAAGGAUUGCUCUUGCCCCAGCUGUUCUCGCGAGUUUAUACAGAGAUUUGGAUCGAGUCAGUGGUUUUGGUAGAGAAGAAUGUGAUGGCAGAGUUAAUCUCAAGUCUCUGUUUAAGUUAGUCCAAGUAUGGACUUGGGAGAGAUUCAAAGACACGAGACCAGAACCUAGAGAGAUACCCAAAGGCGAACCAAGAAUAGCUCAGUGGGACAGCCUGCAACAGAGGUCUGCAAAUGUGAGAUGGAGUUUUGAUGAUUUUGACUGGCGUCCUUACACUAAGCCUUUGAAAAACUGGAACCCUCUUCGGUUUUACGUUGAUGAAGCUAUUUGGGUGACUGUUGAAGACUCUCUUGAUGAUGAGUUUGCUUCUUUUGCUCGUUGUGUCAGAGUUUCUCACCUUGUUGGAGAUGGUUUUGCUGAGAGCUACUAUCCGAACCGAGUGGCGAUGCAGUUCGGUUUGGCUCAGGAUCUGCCUGCGUUUGUGCCUCGUCAUAGCAACUUCACAGAAAAGGAGGCUUGGGAUGAUUACAACAAGCCUCUUGAUGGUUUGAAGCUGUACAUGCCUUCUCGCCUUGCUCAGGGUUCUGUAACUGCAAGGUACAAAGACUGGUGGAUGAGAUCAGUUUCUGAGUAUCUGAGUUCUGAAGAUAUGCAGAUAGAAUCAACUAAAACUUUGAAUGCAAGGAACACGUUUGAUGAUGAUGAUGAUGAUGAUGAUGAUGAUGUGUCUCCCAAGGUAUUGCCUUUGUGUCAUGUGGUUGAGAAGUUGGAAGAAGGCUUUCCUGCAAAAUGCAGAAGAUCUAGGAUGAGUAGACUAGCAAAGAAAGACAAGACAGGUGCGUUGGUGUCUUCAAGUUGGAAGAUGGACAAGACAAGUGAGGGUUUGAAAAACAGGAGAAGCAAUUACCAAUCCGUGCAGAUGAAGCGAGCUCAUGAGGAUGAUGAUCAGAUAUAUAUGGAUGAAGAAGAUGAAUACAUAACCAUUGCUCGAAGGAUCUGUUCUAAGAAGAUGUAUGAUAGUGAUGCAGAGAAUACUGGAGGAGAUGCUUUUGAACAACUUGCAAAAAGAAGAAGAAAAUUUCAGGUGCUGGAUAGUGAUGAUGAUUCAGGGUCUUGUCAAAAGCUUGCUUCAGUAAAAUUAGAGCAAAAGGAUGAAGAUGAUGAUGAAACUGAAGGCACAGCACAAAAGAAAAUGCAGAUUUUUGACGAUGAGGUUGAUGUAAAUGGAAAUACUGAAGAGGAGAAGAGUAUGAUCGAUGACGGAUCCAAGAGAGCAACAUGUUGGCUUCAUGAAUAUGAAGAAAAGGAUAGAUGCUUUGAGAAAAGAAAAGAAGAUAUUUUUGAGAGAUUGAAACAGAGAAAGAUUGCAAUAAAGGAGAAAGAGUUGGAUCUGGAGGCACGUAUUAUGAAUAUGGAGAAGACUUUGGCAGAGAUCAGAGAAUGGAAAAGCAGAGGAAACCAGAUGAUCAAAAAUGAAUUUGGGUCUACACUGAACUUUACUGAUCUGAAACUUUUCAAGAGGAUUGAUUCUGUUUGGUCAAUAAAAGUCCAUUCAGGUUCGAUUGUCCAGGACACAGGUUGCAUGAGACAAGAUGAAGAAGAUAAUAGCCUCGACAUUGCUCAAAUAAUGAGACAAAUAGAAGAAGCCCUCACCAAAAGCUUGCUUCAGGUAAAAUCUGAUGGAGACGAAGGAAUGAGGCAACGGAAUGAAGAAACGGGAAGCAAAGACUAUAAGAUGAAACCAAUUCUUCAGAUCCUCCUGUUGGGACAAUGGAAUCCUGUGAUAAUGAGCUUGAUGUAUGUGGAACCCAAUGUAGAGAAGAUGACUAUGGUCGAUCAUGACAUUUAUGAGCCAAGAUGGUGCCAUAGCUGGAGAAAGGGCGAGCUCAGAAAGCUUGAUCCAGCCUUCAAGGCAGACAACAAUGAAUUAAGCCCUCGUCAAAAGCUUGCUUCUGGAGGCGCUAAUGGAGAUGAAACAAGUAAAGCGUACAAGAGUAUGGUUCUGAGCUCAUCUGAUGACUCAAACAUCCACAUUUCUGUAGGAUAUGGAUCUAUUGUUUGUUUCAUGAUAAUGGCCUCGAAAGCGAAGAAACUAUGA
Molecule: messenger RNA, 3006 nt
Organism: Thlaspi arvense
Lineage: Eukaryota; Viridiplantae; Streptophyta; Magnoliopsida; Brassicales; Brassicaceae
Source: the annotation of a GenBank genome assembly